Molecule: messenger RNA, 2967 nt
Organism: Malassezia pachydermatis
Lineage: Eukaryota; Fungi; Basidiomycota; Malasseziomycetes; Malasseziales; Malasseziaceae
Product: transport protein uso1
Exons: 1
Coding region: 1-2967 (988 amino acids)
Biological process (GO): endoplasmic reticulum to Golgi vesicle-mediated transport; intracellular protein transport; vesicle fusion with Golgi apparatus
Cellular component (GO): Golgi membrane; ER to Golgi transport vesicle membrane; endoplasmic reticulum
Source: RefSeq, a predicted model, not a curated record
AUGUUGCAUGGGUUUGACCUGCUGCGCAAGCAGUAUGUCAAGUACGCGUCUCAGUCUGGUGGCCCGACCUCGCCGCUCAAAACGGUAGAAACGUUGGCGGCCAGGCUUAUAGACGAUGCCUCCUCGCAGGAAGAUCGUCGCGCUGCCAUUCUCUCGCUCAAAGGCUUAGUGCGUGACCAUGCAGACGAAGUGAGCCAACAUGCCCUUGUUCCGUUAGUCCGUUGGAUCAUGAAGGGUGAGAAGGAGGAAGAAAUGCUACGUGCAGCUGUUGAAUGCUGUGUAUCGCUGUGCCAAAUCACGCCUGACGAUCAGCAUGGCAAGCAUCGUGCGCUACAAAACAUGUCGCGCUUGCUCGGUGAGAAAGAUGCCUUGCUGUCUCUGUUGCGCCUUCUGUCGCCGCAGCACUCUUUCUACACACGCUUCGGUGCACUGCAGCUGCUCGUGUAUAUCGUAGAGCACCGCCGCGUGGAGGUGCAGGAGUAUGUGCUGACAGCGCCCGGCGGCUGUAGCGCUGUGCUGCAAUGCUUAGAAGCCUCGCCCAGCUCUAGCACAGAAAUCAUUCGAAACGAGGCUCUUCUUUUGCUUCCGCAGCUCGUAAAGGAUAGUGCGGAUAUCCAGAAGAUCGUCGCGUUUGAAGGAGCCUUUGAGCGCCUGCUUGAUAUUAUCGCCCAGGAGGGCCGUAUUGAAGGUGGGGUGGUCGUCCAAGACGCACUGGAAGGGCUGGAAGCACUGCUGAUGCACAACGUCUCCAACCAAAACUAUUUCCGCGAAACGCUGAGCAUUCCUCUCCUUGCGCCGCUCUUGUUUUAUCCCCCGCCUCUGCCAGCACAUGCACCUGAAGGCGCUACCAACGAAUUUAUAUCCCAACGCAACGCGUUCUUGCUCCAGGAGUGGGACGAACAGAAACUUACCAAUGCGCUACUCCUCUUGCGCUGCAUCCGGCACCUUGUUGAUGGCCAAGGUGAGGGCCACCGCGCGAAUCAGCAAGUCAUGUGCAAAGUGGGCCUGGUCGAUGCGCUCGCGCAACUGGCCUUGGCAAGCUUGGCGCCGCCUCUUUUGAAGGCACAUACCUUGCACCUUUUGGCGGCUCUCCUGCGUGGCUCGCGACCUACACAGGAGCUGUUUAGCACUAUGGUCGUGUCGCCUGUAGCGCUUGUGCAAGGUGCUAGUCCAGAAGGGAUGCCGGCACCGGUGGAGCUGUCAUGGCAAGCGCCGCAGCCUGCCAUGCUUUGCCUUAUCUCACUAGCACUACGUGGCCCAGGUGGCUCGACUGACUCGCAGCUGUCGUUGGGCGUUCGUGCUGCAGCGGUGCAUGCCUUUGAGGCAUUGGUCGAGCACAAUAUGGAUAUCCGUAUGACGCUGUGGCACGCAUUUGUCGCUGCGCCUGUGCCGGAGCAAACGCAUGGCAAUCCGUCGCAUUUGCUGCUAGAUUCGGUGGUGCAUUUGCCCAACACGUCUUUGCUCACCUCGUCGACGCCGCACAGGUUUGAUGUGUACCAAUACCUCUUUGCCUCUAUUAUGCUGGGAUACCUUUUGCAAGGUAGCGAUACUGCGAAAGAGUUUGCUCGGCGUGUGCGCCUCAACGAGGAAGGACGCUGUGUCGCCGAUGCGGCUGUCCCAUCGCUGGACGACGAUGAGCCGGCUACGUUGGUCCAUGUGGUCAUUGGCAACUUGGCUAUGGCGCUGCGAGAGCAUGGCGAGACGCUGCGUCGUGAGCGUGCUGCGCAGGCCACGCAUGGCAACUCGUCCGAAGACUGGACAAAGGUCAUGGUCGGCUACCUUGUUCUGCUUAGUGUAUGGCUCUGGCAAAGUCCCGAGAGCAUUGCGGACUUUUUAUCAGAGAGUGCAAACUUGCAAGUCCUUGUGCAGCCUGCCGCGCAGUCCACGGGCGUCGACCCGCUGCUACAAGGCCUGGCAGUGUUUGUGCUGGGCAUUGCAUACGAGUUCCACGGCGUGCAAGAGCACGAGACGGAUGGCGUGCUGACUCGCUCGUCGAUGCAUCCCAUCCUGAUGACGCGCAUUGGCGUCGACCAGUUUAGCACGCGAAUCCUCGCUGUAAAGAGCGAUGCUCGUUUCACGUCGUGCACGCCCGAGACCCUGGAAGACGUGCUUACGACCGAGUCGCCGACCCUUUGGUUCACGUGGCCAUUUGUUGAGUUCUGGAAAGACAACUACGUGCGUAUUCAAAAGUCCAUUCUAGUCGACCCGAAAAUGGCCUCCUCGACGACCAACACGUCCACGGAAUUGCAAGAUGCUCGCGAACGCUUGGCAUCACUGCAAGAAGAACUGACUCGGGCGCAGUCAAGCACGUCCAAUGUGGAUGCUCUCAAAGACGAGCUGGCUCAAACUACCGAGUCGCUUGCUUUAGCGCACAAAGAGACGCAGGCAGCGCAAGAGGCGCAUAGCGCUACUGUCAAAGAGCUGGAAGCCGCGCAUGCUUCGCACCAAGCGAGCCACAGGGAAUGGGAGGCAGCGCAGGCUACGCUGCAAAGCGAGUUGGCACAUAUACAAGAGUCGCUUCGGACGACAAAGGCGCAGCUUGCUACGUUGGAGGGCGAAUUGGCCACAGCACGUACGCAGACGUCCUCACAGGCGUUGGCUGUGAAAGACGAGGAUGCCGUCACGACACGGGCCUUGGAGGCAGCGCGGCAUGAAGCGGCUACUGCUCAGGCCCAUGCAGCGAAGCUCGAGCAGAAGCUUGAGCACCAUGAAGACCUGAUUCGUGUUCUCCAUGAGCGCAUUGCCGAGGCGGAUAAGGCACGCACGGCGACGGCGCCGUCGGCGCCGUCGCCCAACGACAAGGAUUUGGCCGAGCAAGUGAGCACUCUGCAAAGCGAGAACGAAGACUUGCUGGUCCUCCUGGAUGAUCUCAUGCAAAAGCGGAAGCAGGACAAGAUACGUAUGCGCGACGCUGGGUGGGAUGUGAGCGAGGACGAAGACGACGAGGACGAGAACGAUCAACCCUAG